AUGGCUGUGAGAAAGCUUAUUAGGAAGAAGGAAAAGGCCAAGAAGGAUCCACUUGCCUUGCAGCGUGUCGUGUGGACUGCUGGUCACGCAAUCACGCUUGUGUGCGGCGGCGUAUACGCAGUGUUUUACCUGUUCCAAUUGCUCACUUGCUACCGGUACAGGUCAUGGAAGACGUUGUUUUUGAUUGCCAGACCACCUCCCAGGGAGCCUGCCGGAUGGCUGCUAUGGCUGUGGCGCCUCACACCGCAACUCGUGUACCGGUUGUCGUUGGUGGGGGUUAUAACAGCAUACACUGUGAGCAACUACCAGAGCUGGGUCCAACUCAACCCUACGUGGUACGACCUUUUGAGCAAAGAAAACUUUCAGAGCAUUCUGAUUGCAACCUUGUGGCUGUUCAGCAGAGCGUCUCUGUUCAAGUUGGUGCCCUUCCUGUUGAAUAGCUACCUGCACCUGACCGUCAAGAAGGACGUCAAUGAGCAAGAAGCCACCCUGAAAAACAAGCAGAUUCUACAUGUUAUGGCGUACUCCGAGCUUGUCAUCAUAGGCACGCUAUUGUGGGACACGCUAACUUUCAAAGACGGCACCUCUGGGUUUGUUCUUGUGUUGUUCCUCGGUAUCUACUGGCUCAGACUCAACUUCUCCCCAUACGCACAGGUCACUUUGCUCAGAAUCCUUUUGAGAAUCGACAAGAAGGUGCCCGCCAGCAAGAAGAAGCAAUGGGAAGAUAUCAAGAACUUUCUCUAUCUCAGAAUCGAAGAGAACAAGAAAAACAGAAGGGCGGUUGAGUCAAGAUUGUAG
Messenger RNA from Lachancea fermentati, 798 nucleotides. The record is from the annotation of a GenBank genome assembly. Lineage: Eukaryota; Fungi; Ascomycota; Saccharomycetes; Saccharomycetales; Saccharomycetaceae.